Molecule: messenger RNA, 2572 nt
Organism: Scleropages formosus (Asian bonytongue)
Lineage: Eukaryota; Metazoa; Chordata; Actinopteri; Osteoglossiformes; Osteoglossidae
Gene: zfp64
Product: zinc finger protein 64 homolog (mouse)
Exons: 6
Coding region: 76-2205 (709 amino acids)
Biological process (GO): regulation of gene expression
Cellular component (GO): nucleus
Source: RefSeq, a predicted model, not a curated record
UUGUGGAGACCGGUGGCUAACAGCUAGUUGGCUAGUAGUAGUGUGUGUGUGAAAAUGUACCGGCGUGGUAAAUAAAUGCAGUGCAGAACACAGCGAGCCGCGUUACUGCAAUAUACAUGUUGUACAUGUGAGCUGAAUAAGUUAGUUUUUUUAAAUUUUUCUUGUCGUACUGUGCCAAAAAUCCGACUAGCGAAUCGAAUGGCAUCGUUUAACGCCGGCAACGGAGAAGUGUCCGGGGGUGCCCCGAUCCUGGUGGAGGUGGGUCCCGACAUCCACAUCUGUGGCAUCUGCAAGCAGCAGUACAACAACUUUGAGGUGUUUCUCGCCCACAAGCAGAGCGGCUGCCACGUGCCCUCGGCCGAAGCGGCUGCGCCGCCCGCCGUCCCCGCCGUCACAGAUUCCAGCACUGAGUUUGUGUUUGAAGAAACAUACCAAACCUGCAUUCCCAGAGGUGUCAAAAAGAUCCAAACCAAAGCACAGAAAACACCUUCCAAGAAGCUGAAGCCGGCACUGACUUCAAAGAGGCGCAGCUGCUGCUUCUCAGGUUGUUCCUUCAAAACACAAUAUGGCCAAAAGGACAUGGAGCGGCACCUUAAGACCCACACAGGCGAGAAGCCUUUCGAGUGUGAGAUGUGCCACAAGCGCUUCAGCCGGCGGGACAAGCUAAGCAUGCACAGGCGUUCGCACACGGGGGAGAAGCCGCACAAGUGUAAGCACUGCACCUACGCCGCAGCCGACAGCAGCAGCCUGAAGAAGCACCUGCGCAUCCACUACGACGAGCGGCCCUUCAAGUGCCAGAUCUGCCCGUACGCCAGCCGCAACUCGAGCCAGCUCACCGUGCACCUCCGUUCCCACACAGGAGAUGCCCCGUUCCAAUGUGAUCAAUGUAAUGCCAAGUUCAAGAUCAACUCGGACCUGAAGCGGCACGCCCGCAUCCACUCGGGCGAGAAGCCUUAUCAGUGCGACUUCUGCGAGUACCGCUGCGCCAUGAAGGGCAACCUGAAGUCCCAUGUGCAGAUAAAGCACGGCACGUCAAACUCCUUCCGCUGCACGCAGUGCGACUUCCAGUGCGCCAGUAAAAUGGCGCUGCGGCAGCACUCCCGCGAGCAUCGGCCCACACAGCCAGUCAAGUGCCCCAAGUGCAGUUACUCCUGUGCCAGCAAGGGGGCGCUCAAGAUCCACGAGCGCAUCCACUCAGAGGAGCGGCCCUUCAAAUGCGACGUGUGCAGCUUCGCCACCAAGCAGCGCAGCAACCUGGUCAUCCACAGGAAGAAGUUUCACUCGGACGGUGCGGAGCGAGGAGGCAACAAGGCGGCACGGGGGGAGGAGGUGCCGCGUCCAGCCAGUUCGCGUUACCGGGCCAAGCUGGACGCCGCUCGUGCCUUCGCCUGCGACCUCUGCGAGGCGUCGUUCGUGCGCGAGGACUCCCUGCGCAGCCACCGGAAGCAGCACCGCGACUCCCAGCCGGCCAUGCUCCAGCUGCAUGCGACACCCCGCGACUCUCUCCCACCCCCUGAUGACGGGACCCUCCAGGCCCCCAGCCAGCUGUCCGCUUACAUCGUGGGCCACUCGGCCGGAGUGGGUGCGCAGCAGGCCAAAGGGGGUUCCGUCGUUCUCGGUCCUGAGGGGCCCGACCUGGUGGUGGGACCUGUGAUCCAACAGGUGAGUCUUCUCGCACCAGUCCAGCACAUCCUGCCUCACCAUGACGAGGCAGGUGGUGCUCUGGAGCCACAGACAGUGCUGCUCACCCACCUGGGCCCCGGGUCCAGCCCCGGCGACUCGCUGCACCAGGCGCUCCUGCAGAGCACUGCCGUCAGCUCCCAGGACUCAACCGGCACGCAGGCUUUCAUCACCGCCUGCUCCGACCUGGACGGCCUCAACGCCCUCAUCCAAGAGGGGGGCACGGAGGUCACCGUCGUCACAGAGGGCAACCCUGGCGUGAACGCCACUCCCGUCGCCACACUCUCCCCGUCCCAGGACUUCACGUCAAGUCACGUCAAGCAGACCUCGGCCACUUCCAGCGACUCUGCCCCUGGCCAGGACUCGGGCCUCAUGGUGCCCAACCUGAGCAUCAGCUCUCAGGGCGUUAUCAUCCACAGCCUACCUCUCGUGGUCUCUGCACCCCAACAGGGGGCGCUGGACCAGGUCUCUGCUCAGAGCAUGUACCCAGACACACACACACUUGAUGUGGCCAUCGAGGAGUGACUGGCCUGCGUGUUUACCAUCAACAAACAGUUAUUUAUUUUCAGCAUCUGCUCGUGUUUCUUCAACAGGAGUCAUUAACCAAAAACAUCCAACACGUGAAAUACAGCAAAUCCUUAUUCCCAUAAAAUAAUUUCCCAGAGUUUAGAGUUCCAGCUUUGGUUGCAGUUUUGUACAGCCUCUGACAGGAAAAAGGUGUCUGUUGUUUGUGUCUAACAACUUAGAACCCAUGAAAUUUGUUUAAAUUUUUUAACGUUGGUAUUAUUAGUUCCUCAAUGUGUCCACAGCUUCUAAUUGUUACUGUGAAAUGGACCAGUUUGCCUUCAUCAGCAACAAUAAACAGUUACAUGCUCUAAAUUCUCAGCCUUCA